AUGGACAUCGCCAUCCACCACCCCUGGAUCCGCCGCCCCUUCUUUCCUUUCCACUCCCCCAGCCGCCUCUUUGACCAGUUCUUCGGAGAGCACCUGUUGGAGUCUGAUCUUUUCCCGACGUCUACUUCCCUGAGCCCCUUCUACCUUCGGCCACCCUCCUUCCUGCGGGCACCCAGCUGGUUUGACACUGGACUCUCAGAGAUGCGCCUGGAGAAGGACAGGUUCUCUGUCAACCUGGAUGUGAAGCACUUCUCCCCAGAGGAACUCAAAGUUAAGGUGUUGGGAGAUGUGAUUGAGGUGCAUGGCAAACAUGAAGAGCGCCAGGUAUGUAGCUUGGUUUUUUUUUGUUUUCUGCUCAUUCAUUCAGUGUAUACUGUAAUAGUCUAGAUAGUGCUAUCAGCUUUGGAGGCUGGCUACAUUCCAGUCCCAAGCUAUAACAGUCUAGAUCAGGGGUUACAAAUCAAUGUCUAG
Molecule: messenger RNA, 471 nt
Organism: Piliocolobus tephrosceles (Ugandan red Colobus)
Lineage: Eukaryota; Metazoa; Chordata; Mammalia; Primates; Cercopithecidae
Gene: CRYAB
Product: crystallin alpha B
Biological process (GO): response to heat; negative regulation of apoptotic process; protein refolding
Cellular component (GO): nucleus; cytoplasm
Molecular function (GO): structural constituent of eye lens
Source: RefSeq, a predicted model, not a curated record